AUGGCACGAUAUCCAACAGAGGAACAGUUCAGAAAUCUAAAUAGAAGACUCGACGAAUCGAUAUUCCAAUUAAAUAUGUGAGUGUUAAAAAAAUAAACCAGGCCUGCGCAGGACAAUUUUAAAUUUUCCUGUUCAAAAAAUUCGACCUGGAAAAAACCUUGAUUUUGGAUAAUUAAUUAACUGAUUUUGCAGUCUUCGAGGAAUGCUAGCUCUUGGGAGUCUAGCACUACAAAAUGAAGAGAUGGUGUUUGGAGCGGCGCAAAUCGAGAAAAACAAGGCAAUAGAACUAGAAAUAAAAAUGUGGGGUUUUUCGUUCGAAAAAAGCAGGCCUGUGCUGAACAACUUUGAAGAAUUUCUAACAAAAACUGUAAUUUUUUGAUUUUCUAACGAAGAAGAAAAUUUCUCAAAUAAUCACUAAAUUCGGAAUUUCAUGUUUAAUUUGUUAAUUUGUAGAAAUCAAGAAAUAGAAGAUCUUAAAAAAUUACUGAGGAGAUCAGAGAAACGAAGAAAACGAUAUGAAGAAGAUUCUGAUGUGAUGUAUGAAAAAUGUGGUGAAUUCAUUGAGAAUGCAAUGAAUGGUGGAUCAUUCAACAAUUUUGAAUUGAUGUCUCGAUCAGAGCUACUGAAGAAAAUUGAAUUCGAAUUGAAAAUGUGA
Molecule: messenger RNA, 655 nt
Organism: Caenorhabditis angaria
Lineage: Eukaryota; Metazoa; Nematoda; Chromadorea; Rhabditida; Rhabditidae
Source: the annotation of a GenBank genome assembly